AGAUUAAAUUGAAAACAAAUGAGAACCACAAAACAAAUUCAAUUAUGCAGGAGUCGGGAGUUACUCCACAAACCAUAUUACUCUCCUCAACUACCCUUCACACCUUCAUUUCUCUCUUCCCAAUUAUUAACUAGCAAUCUUAGGCGCAAUAUUCUUUCAUUCUUCCACACACUUACAUUAACUUUAUAUUAUACAGAAAUUUUUAUAUCAGAGCAUUUUACCUUGAAAUUAAUGGAGGAGUCGGGAGAAAAAUGGCCUUCUGAUUUGGAAAAAUGUGAUGACGUCAUUUUGGAAGAUGGAGAAUCUGAAUCUGUGUAUGAUGAGAAAUUGUUGGCACUUUCAGCAGCCAUAGGCUUGAAGAAGACAAAAUUAGACAAAGCUUCGAUCCUAGAGAAAACCAAACACUAUGUGGAACAACUUCAAGAACGUAUAAAAGAGUUGGAACAAAAUGUUGGAUUCAACAAUAUUUGUAGCAACAAUUGUAGAACAGGUAAUAAUAUUCUUCCCGACGUGAAAGUCAAAGUGUUACAAAAGGAAAUUCUCCUCACAAUUCAUUGUCAGAAACAAAAGAGUGUUAUGCUCAAAAUACUUACUCACCUUGAAAGCCUUAAUCUUUUAGUACAGACUAGUAAUAUCUUGGAAUUUGGAAAAUUUGCCCUUGAAAUCACCAUCGUGGCUCAGAUGGGUGAUGGAUACAAUAUUACAAUGGAGGAACUAUUGAAAAGUCUCACAAUAUUGAUAAUGACAAAGUAGCAUGUGAUUGUUACGUAUGAAAGAAAUAUAAUAUUAAAUGUAAUUCUGUUUAAUUACUCUGCAAGAUUAAAUUGUUGUC
Molecule: messenger RNA, 832 nt
Organism: Lathyrus oleraceus (garden pea)
Lineage: Eukaryota; Viridiplantae; Streptophyta; Magnoliopsida; Fabales; Fabaceae
Product: transcription factor bHLH18
Exons: 4
Coding region: 19-753 (244 amino acids)
Molecular function (GO): protein dimerization activity
Source: RefSeq, a predicted model, not a curated record